AGAUGCCUUCUCGACUCUUACCAUGCAAAACAUGAUGGAGACGACGGAGCACAGCGCCAAUUAACUCGACUUCCAUAUGUGCUCCGUCCUCUCAACGCGAAACCAGUUCACACAGCGACGAUCAUCUCAUCAUUCAAAAAGAAUAUGGAGAGGCAGGGCACCCAUAAGUCCCUGACCUCUCAAAGUGAAACAAAUACAAAAAGGUAUCCUCUUCACGAUAUUUUUCACAAAAUCGGAGAGGACGGAGCACAGGAAACCUAUCUUUCAGUCACAAGAGAAAGAUCCACACCCAUUUCCAUGGUGUGCUGUGCUCCGUCCUCUCAAAGUGAAACAAAUACAAUAAGUUGUUUUUUUGCCAUCAUCAUCUUUGACCACUGGGUCAACCUGAAAGUGAGAUUUGAGCAGAUGAGAGGAGGCGACUGGAGCGGCCCGCCUCGGUCUUACCAACCGCAGGUGGUGCCGAGAUUAUCGGCAAGUAAUCAGAUGACUGAAAUGACGCCAUUAUAUGACAAGCCAUGGAGGAGCGGGAGCUGCCAUGGCGGAGUGGGAGCUGGUUCUCUGCAGUUGCCAGAACCCAGCAACAAUCACAGAUCUCGAGGGAGCCAGCUCCUACUCCUGCCUAGCUUAAUCCACAGGAUUUGA
Molecule: messenger RNA, 642 nt
Organism: Botrytis fragariae
Lineage: Eukaryota; Fungi; Ascomycota; Leotiomycetes; Helotiales; Sclerotiniaceae
Exons: 7
Source: RefSeq, a predicted model, not a curated record